This is a messenger RNA of Polyodon spathula (Mississippi paddlefish), 2236 nucleotides long. Its product is annotated as phospholipid phosphatase 2-like. Lineage: Eukaryota; Metazoa; Chordata; Actinopteri; Acipenseriformes; Polyodontidae. Bases 98 to 895 code for a protein of 265 amino acids. Gene Ontology annotation, molecular function: phosphatidate phosphatase activity. The transcript is spliced from 5 exons. The record is from RefSeq and is a predicted model, not a curated record. Gene Ontology annotation, biological process: phospholipid dephosphorylation; phospholipid metabolic process; signal transduction.
GGGCGGACCCCCCACCUCCCCAGGACGUGGUCCUCCGGAGCUGGCGUGGCCCUCACACAGUUGUGCAUUGUUGUUGUUCGCAGUCUCCCUGCCCUUCAUGAUCAUGACCCUGCUCCACAAGCCGUACCAGCGUGGGUUCUACUGCGACGACGAGAGCAUCCGCUACCCUUAUCGGGGGGAAACCAUCUCCCAUGGCAUGAUGGCAGGGGUUACCAUCACCUGCAGCGUCCUCAUCAUCACAUCGGGAGAGGCGUACUUGGUCUACUCAAAGCACCUCCACUCCAACAGCGAUUUCAACCAGUACCUGUCUGCGCUGUACAAGGUGGUGGGCACCUUCGUCUUCGGCGCGGGGGUCAGCCAGUCCAUCACCGACCUGGCCAAGUACACCAUAGGCCGGCUGCGCCCCAACUUCCUGGCGGUGUGCGACCCCGACUGGAGCAAGAUCAACUGCUCCAGGGGGUACGUGAUGCUGGAGUCCGCCUGCAGGGGGAGCUCCCGCAACAUCACGGAGUCCAGGCUGUCCUUCUACUCCGGUCACUCCUCCUUCGGGAUGUACUGCAUGCUGUUCUUGGCGCUCUAUGUCCACGCUCGUUUAGUGGCGAAAUGGGCCCGUCUGCUCCGUCCCACAAUCCAGUUCUUCCUGAUCUCCUUCGCCCUGUACGUGGCCUACACGCGGGUCUCCGAUUACAUGCACCACUGGAGCGACGUUCUGGUGGGGCUCCUGCAGGGGGCGCUCAUAGCCACUCUCAAUGUGCAUUACGUGUCAGAUUUCUUCAAACAGAGACUCCCCAGAGUGGAGAAGAGACAGCUGGAGGACGAACUGGAGUGCAAACCAAGCCUGCAUGAGGCCAAUUUGGAGCGCAACAACCAUUACAGCCUUCCAGGGGCUACCUAACGAACGAGCGAACGAUCGAACCACCCCCAAAAAACCACUGGACUUUAAAAGAGAGAGAGAGAGAGAAUUCGGACAGUGUAAAUCAGUCUAUUCAGUGACAGUGCUUCACCUAUAUAUAUAUAUAUAUAUAUAUAUAUAUAUAUAUAUAUAUAUAUAUAUAUAUAUAUAUAUAUAUAUAUAUAUAUGUAUGUGUAUAGCGGAUUAUUUUUGUUUGUUGUUGCCUGUGAUAUUUAGCUCCUGUCUACGGAUCUUGUAGGUUUUAAAACCAGGGGGGGGGAAAAAAGAAAAACUAAGCACUGCUAAUGUGAUCCAUGGGUCUGUGCUGGAAUGAAAGAAAAGAAUUGUUGACUUCGUGUGAGUGAAUAGGCAUGUGCUUUUCAUUAAGGGAACUGCAAGUUUGACCAGAUUGGAGAACGGGAUUCUGGGAAGCUGAUCUAACUGCAGUAAGUGCUCCUGAGCUGUAGGGGGCGUAUACGGCACUUUACACACCACUCGCAGGAUUAGAAACCCUCUCUUGUCAUCGAUGUAGAUUGCCGCAGUCUGAUUUGAAUCUGAUUUUUAAAGCUCUGAUCAGCACCCCUUCUAUCCCUGCCUAUAAUCCCUUUAAAAUAGGGCUCUCUGGGACCAGGCAGAAAAUGUUUCCAUGCUGACUUUAGGAAACGUGUUUCAGGUGGACCGGAUUGCCGCAGAUCUUCCUCUAGUUUUCUCUGUGUCUGUCCUGUGCUGUAAUCCGUCUCUCUGAUAUGCAGCACAGGAGCAGACUAUAGUGUGAAUGCAAACAGUCUAGCAAUACACCAGAAACCGGCCAAGAAGGGAAACACAUUAAUAAAAUACUUCAUUAAAACACUUUUGGCAGCUGUGCUACAGAUUGGAGCAGCACAAGGAGCACUUUUAUUUUGGGCAGUAGCAGGGCAUUGUGGGUCUUUGUUUUAAUGUGGGGGGGAUACCAGCGGCUUUUAAAAUAUCCUGUCCACUCCGGCUGUAUACAAUGCACAGCCCUAUUGAGCAAGCGUAGUACUGAACACAGCUGACUCCAGUCACGCUAUAAAAGCUUCAUUAGAAAUGUCUCAGUUUGCCAUUCUCCUUCCAUAUACUAUGUAUGUCACUAGCUUGGUUAAUUCACUGUAAAUUGUCUUAAUUACAUGUUGACAGUAAUUUGUAAAAGUUCCUAUCGUUUCCUGUAUAAGACCCUUCAUUCAUUUACCGUUUCAAUGUUUCAUAAUUUUUCUUUGGCCAAAAGUUUAGUAUUACCUAGGAUUUUAGGACUGACGAUAUUUAAAAAAAAAAACCCAAAAAACUAAAUGAACAUAAUUUGAGAUGUUUUAUUUAACAUCAUGUAAU